Messenger RNA from Nilaparvata lugens (brown planthopper), 2830 nucleotides. It is a transcript of the gene Alas, whose product is annotated as 5-aminolevulinate synthase, erythroid-specific, mitochondrial. The record is from RefSeq and is a predicted model, not a curated record. Gene Ontology annotation, molecular function: protein binding; pyridoxal phosphate binding; 5-aminolevulinate synthase activity. Lineage: Eukaryota; Metazoa; Arthropoda; Insecta; Hemiptera; Delphacidae. The transcript has 3 exons. The coding region runs from base 356 to 2086 and encodes 576 amino acids. Gene Ontology annotation, cellular component: mitochondrial matrix; mitochondrion. Gene Ontology annotation, biological process: heme biosynthetic process; hemoglobin biosynthetic process; erythrocyte development.
AACCUUACGGCGUAAAAAUCACUUCUGAAACUAUUUUACUCUAUUUCAUUUUGAUAGUUGUGUCAUACCAAUAAUAUAACUAAAUCUCUAAAGAUUUUCAUAUUUUUCUUUAUUUACUAGGUACCUACUCUUUUACUAAAGUUUUUUAGUUUGAAACCAAUGUUGUUCAUGAAACUAAGUUGUUUUAUGGUUCUGCAUUUGAUUCCAAUAACCUGGGUUCUCUGCAACGCGGAACGUUGCCAAAGUUUAAGGUUUCGAUAUCUUCCUUGCGGGCUGAAUCUGAAAUUCUCCGAGACCCAUUGAUAGAACUUCAAUCGAUUAUCAAAGCAAAUAAUUUCUGGUUGAAGAAAUAAAAAUGCCCUGUCCGUUUUUGAGUCGUCUCUCGAACUCGUUUGUUCGCAACCACUGUUCGUCUCUGCUGAAGAACUAUGCGCAGCACUGCCCCGCAAUGACCCGGCUGAUGAGCAGCGGGGACCCUGGCUCCGACCAAGGCGAAGGCGAAGCUUUCUCGCUCAACAAGUGUCCAUUUCUAACCGAAAUCAAACCCACCAUCAAGAAAGUCAGCUAUGAAUUGCAAGAAGACAUCCAUCCAGUAGAUCAAGUGGAUUUGAACAUGGAAUCAAAAGUUGAAGAAACUAUUUCGCGUUACCAGAAUGAAGUUCUUGAUAAACUCAUCAAAGGGAACGAGUCUACUGAGAAAGAGGCAUUUAAUUAUGAUCAAUUUUUCAGUGACAAAAUACUGCAAAAGAAGAAGGAUCAUUCCUAUAGAAUAUUCAAAAAAGUGAACAGGCUGGCAAGCAAUUUUCCAGCUGCAUUGGAAUGCAGCGAAGGUGAGCAACCCAUAACAGUAUGGUGUGCUAAUGAUUAUCUGGGAAUUACAUGUCACCCAAAAGUGAAAGAAGCUGUGCACAAUGCCAUUGAAGUGUAUGGAGUAGGUGCUGGAGGAACUAGAAAUAUUUCUGGAAACUCUUACUACCACGAGCAACUUGAGAAAGAACUAGCUGUAUUGCACCAGAAAGAAUCAGCCUUACUUUUCACUUCAUGCUUUGUAGCAAAUGAUUCAACACUCUUAACUCUGGCUCAAUCAUUGCCAGGCUGUCACAUAUUCUCUGAUGAAGGCAAUCAUGCAUCGAUGAUUCAAGGCAUAAGAAACAGUCGGGUUCCAAAACAUAUCUUCCGUCACAAUGAUCCAGAUCAUCUCUCUGACCUGCUGAAAAGUGUUAGCAAGGAAACGCCAAAGAUAGUUGCAUUUGAAACAGUACAUUCGAUGACUGGGGCGAUCUGUCCUCUGAGGGACCUUUUGGAGGUGUCGCACGAGCAUGGAGCACUGGUGUUUGUGGAUGAGGUGCACGCGGUUGGACUCUACGGUCAGCAUGGCGCAGGAGUGGGAGAAAGAGACAACCUACUCGAUGGAAUGGACAUAAUCUCUGGCACACUUGGCAAGGCGUUCGGCAACAUAGGCGGCUACAUAGCAGGCAGCAAAAUGAUGGUCGACAUGGUGCGCAGCUAUGCGGCUGGAUUCAUAUUCACCACCUCGCUUCCACCUACUGUUGUUGCUGGAGCUAGGGCUGCUGUCAAAAUUCUCUCUUCAUCUGAAGGCAUGCUGCUCAGAGAAAAGCAUCAGAACAACGUAAAAUAUCUCAAGAAUCUUCUCAUCUCCAGAGGGAUACCAAUUGAACCGACUCCUUCUCAUAUUAUUCCGAUAAGAGUGGGUAACCCCUUUCUAUGCACCACACUUUCCAAUCGUCUAUUGAAAGAAAAAGGCCACUAUGUUCAAGCAAUCAACUAUCCCACUGUUCCCAAAGGAGAAGAGAAGCUGCGUCUCGCUCCAACACCACACCACACCUAUGAGAUGAUGGAUGUCUUUGUCGAUGACCUCUGCGUCAUCUGGGAAUCUUUGAAUCUUCCAUUGACCUCCCCCUCUGUAUGUAAAAGAUGCAAUAAGCAACUCGACAACCAAGCUGCAGUUGAUUAUGAUAAUGGUACCAUUUCUAAAAUCUAUAGGAAAUUAGGAGCAGGUUUUCGUUGUGCUGCUUCGGCAAAUUGUACAUUCUCAGAUUGUCCAAUCAUGGUUUCUGCCUAUUAAUGAAAUUCCAGCUAGAAGUGAAUGGCUUAACAGAUCUGUUAGACAUCGUAUUGCUAUAAAUAAAAUAUAUAAUCCAAGUUAUUGAAUUAUUCGUGGUUGAAGAUUAAUGUAAAUGUUAGAGAUAUAAGCAUUGGUGAUUGUUUCAGUAUUAAUGAAUAAAUAAUAACAUGUUUUGGGAAAAUAGGGAGGAAUAAAUUACAAUCAGAAAUUAUGGCUUUUGAAUAUCACUACUUCAACUUUACUAUUUCCGAUUUGUUGUUUGGCACAAUAAGUUACUAACUACUUGUUUCCAUGAUUAAAAAUGGUGGUUGUAAGAAAUAGUUCCUUCAAAACUUUAAGGAAUGUGUGCUUCAUUAGAAUCAAUCUUUCUUCAUUCUUGGUGCUAUCAUUGUUAUUAUCACUCUAGAUUCCAAACCAAUUCAUACUCUCCACUCUAGUAUAACCGCACAACUAUUCAUUGAUCCAAUUCAAAAAAUAAUUAGUUGUUAGAAUAAUAUUAAAAUCAAAAGAAUCAGAACUAAGAAUAGAAACAACACAAAAAUCAUUCCAACUUCACUGACUUGAGUGGAUUCUUCGCAGUCAAAACUACACUUAUAAAAAAGACAGAAAAUCUUUAGAUCUUCUGAUUUUAAGAUCUUAGAUCUUAAGAUUUUGUUAGAGGUAGUCAUCCUCCCCACCAGAAUUUCUAAAAUUGUGGUAAUGUUCUAUCAAUGUUGAUAAUAAAUAUAAUUAUAAUCAUGUUAA